Molecule: messenger RNA, 1260 nt
Organism: Harmonia axyridis
Lineage: Eukaryota; Metazoa; Arthropoda; Insecta; Coleoptera; Coccinellidae
Product: testicular acid phosphatase homolog
Exons: 5
Coding region: 89-1234 (381 amino acids)
Biological process (GO): dephosphorylation
Molecular function (GO): phosphatase activity
Source: RefSeq, a predicted model, not a curated record
CAUUCAUUGUGGUUGCAAUUGUCAUAGGGAUAAAUUAAUGUUGCUGCCUCAAAUUUGAGUUCAUUUUAGUGUUAUAUCGAAUCCCAUCAUGAUUUCAUUGAAGUUUCUGUUGGUUUUAUCUAACGCUUUCUGGUUGUGCAAAGCUGAAGAUGAACUUGUGGCAGUUACAACGCUGAUGCGACAUGGAGCUAGAAUACCUAACAACUUCUAUCCAACUGAUCCAUAUUCUAAAGUGAAAUGGCCUUUCGUACUAGGAGAUCUAACAAAUGAAGGCAUAGCAGAAAUGCACGAUGUAGGAAAAUGGCUGCGGAGAAAAUAUAGCGAUUUUCUGUCGAAAAAAUACGAUCCCAAAGAGAUGUACGCACAAGCUCUUGAUUACGACAGAUGCAUCAGAUCUGGUGAAGCUUGUUUAGCAGGUCUGUAUCCACCCACUUCUGCUGAAAACUGGAAUCCUCAGCUACGUUGGCGGCCUACUCCCAUUCACAUUUCGCCAGCUCAUCAAGAUAUCGUGGUCAACAUGAAUGCUUGUCCCAAAAUCCCCAAAGAGUCUGCUCUCAUAAGAAAAACCGAGACCUAUAGACAGAUUAUGGCUGUGUAUGGUGACACUUUUAAGUACAUCGGUGAGAAAAGUGGUCAUCCCAUAGAUUUCGCUUCGAUGUACCCUCUUUUCGAUACCCUCCUCUUCGAACGUAGGCUGAACUUGACUUUACCUGACUGGGCUCAAAAGGUCUGGCCCCACCUGACGCCUCUAGCCAUACAGUACUCGAAGAUGGACUCUAUGACCACCACAGAGCGAAGGAUACAGUCGGGACCAAUGUUGGGAAGAAUACAAAACCAAUUCGAUAGAGCGAUAACCGGUGUAGAUUUCGGCACCACCAAAACGAUCUACCGGAAGUACAUGGUCUACUUUGCAACAGAAUGGAUGCUGUUGAACCUGACGUAUACCUUGGGACUUCCGUCCAUAGGUAUACCCGAUUUUGGCGCCCUCUACAUAUUCGAGUUGUGGAAGAAUGAGAUGGGUACUCACUACGUGAAGAUAUAUUUUCGACAUUCAGGCUUGAAAGGUACCAAAGCGAAGCGUGUGGCUGUUGAAGGUGAAAAGGCCAAGCUGAAGUACGAGAAAUUCAAGCAGAUCAUUGCACCUUAUUUGGUGGAUAGUGUAGAAUGGGUAGCUUUAUGUGAAAGUUUUACCCAUAAAAAUGUCACGGUUGAUACUGAUGUACCUAUGUCCUAGUUUAUGUUAAAAUAAAGAUUGUUUUU